Molecule: messenger RNA, 363 nt
Organism: Trichomonas vaginalis G3
Lineage: Eukaryota; Parabasalia; Trichomonadida; Trichomonadidae
Product: repellent protein 1 family
Exons: 1
Source: RefSeq, a predicted model, not a curated record
GCACAAUGGCAAAGAGCAGUCUCACCAAGGUUAGGUGUUCCACCAGCUCCUGUCAAAAAUAGCAUUUGGUCAAGUCCUUAUAUAAAAUAUGGUCUCCCACUAGGUUUGCUAGCUACAGCAGGAGCAGUAAUGAUGUUGAAAAGAAACAAAGCAAAUGUUGUAAAUAAUACUGAAGUAGCUGAAGUUAAACAAACUCCAACACCUUCGCCAAAACCAACGCCUUCACAAACAACACCUUCAAUGACUCCUGAACCUAUGGAAUUACAAACUCCUGUUCAAAAGUCAACUCCUAAACCGACUCCAACAUUUAAACCAGAACCUACUCCUCAAAUAAAUCGUAAAACUCCUGCGUUUCCUUACUGA